AUGCCGAGCUCUCUGCCUUGCGCAAGCUCAUUCCAGGCACUAAGCCUGCACAUGAUGCUUUCGGACACAGCAUCGAUGCCAAGCUCGAAUAACUCGCGGACAUACGGCUUCAGUUUUGUCGUGACGAGUCCCGACCAGCCGCUGGAUUUUACCCAGUCAUUCCAAGAGUUGACAUACGUUUCGUGA
Messenger RNA from Penicillium robsamsonii, 186 nucleotides. RefSeq lists its product as uncharacterized. The transcript has a single exon. NCBI's taxonomy places the organism in Eukaryota, Fungi, Ascomycota, Eurotiomycetes, Eurotiales, Aspergillaceae. The record is from RefSeq and is a predicted model, not a curated record. The coding region runs from base 1 to 186 and encodes 61 amino acids.